ACUAUUUAAACCUCUCAUUAAUCAGAGGUAUCACCCAUUCGUGGUUGCAGACAUGGGGACUCAAGUUCUACUCUGCUUUGGCAUUCUUGCAAUAACAGUCAGUGGAUGUCCCAUCGGCCGGGAGUUCAUCACAGCUUUCAUGCCUAAUUAUGUACCUGAUGAUGCUAACACCAAACUCACACUCUCUAUCACAGCCCAGGAGUCUGUAGCUACUGUAGCAGUUGAGGUAAAUGGGCUAAACUUCAAACAGUCAGUGAAGAUCGAGAAAGGGGCCACCAAAUGGAUCAUCCUCCCACCAAGUACUGAGAUUCACCAAGAUGGAGUCUCGGCCAAAACAGUGCUAAUUACAGCUGAUGCAGACAUCACGGUGGUGAGCUCUAACAUCAAGCCAUUUACUGGGGACAGCAGUGUGAUCUUCCCUGUUAACCAACUUGGCAGAAGCCAUGUGGUCUUCACCCCAGAUGGAGGACCAAUGAAAAAGAUUGUGGCUAUCAUCAAUGGCAAGGAGGCCAACACAGUUGACAUCCUUCCAUAUUCAGACCUGAUGCUUAACAGCAUGAAACACUUGCAGCAAGGAGUCAAAACAACCAUUAGCCUGUCCCCCUAUCAAGUUUAUCUGCUGCGGAGUGAGAAGACAUUGACAGGAACUAAGAUUGAGUCAAAGCUCCCACUGGCUGUCCUUUCAGGACAUGAAUGUCUCAGCAUUGUAGGCACCUGUGAGCAUGUCUAUGAGCAGCUUGUGCCAGUAAAGGACCUCUCUGAUGAGUACCUGAUUCCUGCUAUGCACUUGCUCAUUGGCAAGGACACAGCCCACGUGGUCGCAGCUGAAGAUGACACUGAUGUGACUGUUUUCCAUGGGCCCCUUCCAAUACACAAGAAUCUCCGCGCUGGAGAGCUUCUUGACAUUGAGGUUAAACUGCCAACCAUAGUCCGAAGCAACAAAAAGAUCAUGGUUAUGUACACCAGCAGCAACGAUCCUUUUGAUGAGUUCCUGACUAACAUCAUUCCCACAUCAGGAAUGUCCAAAUCGUGGACAAUUCACUCACAAGAUGAUUAUGAGAACUUUGUAGUGAUUGUCUCAGAGAAACAGACAUCUCUUUUUAACUUGUUGCAGUGGAAUGUUUUUCCUGCAAACACUAAAUAUUCAUGGUCUAUUAAACCAAUCGGAUCACAGAAAGGGCCUAUAACCAUAUCUGGGGACUUACUUCAAGCUGUCUAUGUUUAUGGUGGGAAGAUAAGGCAUGGCUAUAGCACAACAGGAGUCUGCAACACAGCUCCUCGACUGCCCACACCUCCACCAGACCCAUGUGUAGCCAUUAAAUGCCGCGAAAGACAGCAGUGCCAGAAGGGAGUGUGCAUCCCCAUUGAAUCAGCAACGUGUUGGGCUGUUGGAGACCCUCAUUACAAAACAUUCGAUGGGAAGCGGUUUGAUUUCCAGGGCACCUGCACCUACACCAUGUCCACCACUACAAAGACUGAGCUUGUCCCUUUCAUUAUUCUGGCGAAGAAUAACCACAGAGGGAGCAACAAGGUGGCCUACGUGAGGACAGUAUCUGUCAACGUGUACAACCAAACAGUGGUCGCCAGCCAGCAAAGGGGCAUGGUUGAGGUAAAUGGUGAAGUCACACACCUGCCUAUAACUCUGGCUGGAGGAAAAUUACAAGUUGUGCAGAGGGGCUGGAACGUGUUCAUAACAACAGACUUUGGCCUGGAGGUGAAGUAUGACUGGAACAUGAUGCUGUACAUCACGGUGCCCAGCACCUAUUUCAGGUCCCUAGGUGGACUUUGUGGAAACUACAAUGGUGACCAAAGGGAUGAGUUUACAAAUCCCACAGGAACAGUACUCUCCACUGUGCUGGAUUUCGCCAAGAGCUGGAAAGUGUCCGACAAUGAUUUGUUCUGCCAUGAUGACUGUGAGGGAAAGUGCCUGAGCUGCCCUGCUGAACUUCAAGAAAAGUACACAGAAGAAAAGCACUGCGGUCUUAUGGUAAAAGCAAAUGGGCCAUUUGCUAACUGCCAUAAGGUUGUAGAUCCAGACAUAUACGUAGAUAACUGUGUAUAUGACGUGUGCAUUAAUAAAGGCAUCAGAACCUUCCUUUGUGACAACAUACGGAGCUAUGUUGAUGCUUGUAUGGCAGCCGGAGUAAAGAUCGAUGCAACCUGGAGGGUGCUGUCAGAUUGCCCAAUGCAGUGCCCAGGAAACAGUCAUUAUGAAGCAUGUGGAACAGCCUGUGCUGCUUCCUGUGGGGAUCGAGAUGCACCAGCCAAAUGUAAACAGCCUUGUGUGGAGGGCUGCCAGUGCAAUACUGGCUUUGUCCUCAGUGGAGACAAAUGUGUGCCGCUGAAGGAGUGUGGCUGUACCUAUGAGGGCCGUUAUUACCCACCCGCUAAUACAUUCUGGGGCGACAAGGCGUGCACCAAGAAAUGUUCCUGCAAUUCACAAACUGGACAGGUCACAUGCAUGACCACAAAGUGCAAGGCAUCACAAGUCUGUGACCUACGGAACAGUGUGAGAGAUUGCUACCCUUUGUCCUACGGCCAUUGCCAGGGCAGUGGGGACCCCCACUAUCGAACCUUUGAUGGGAAGACUUUUGAUUUCCAGGGCACUUGCACCUAUUACCUCUCCAAACUGGUUACCACAACUGAUGCCUCACUGGUGCCCUAUGAGGUUCUUGUCAAGAAUGAAAACAGGGGCAUGAACAAGGCUGUUUCCUUCACCAAGACAGUAGAGAUUAAAAUUUAUGGAUACACCAUUAUCCUAAGUAAAGACAACUAUGGUAAAGUGAUGGUUAAUGGCCUGUUUGUGAAUCUGCCAUUUGAAAAAGAGGAAGGGCGCUUGUCUGUUUUCCGCAGCGGCUACUUCGGCACUGUUAAGACAGAUUUUGGCAUGACCGUGAUAUUCAACUGGGACAGCCAUGUUUCAAUAACUCUUCCCAGCACCUAUAGCAACAUGGUAGGAGGGCUUUGUGGAAACUGGAAUGGCGAUCAAAAUGACGAUAUGGCCAUGCCUGACAGAACUAUCACAACAAACCCAACUGCAUUUGGAAUCAGCUGGAAAGCCAGAAAUGACUAUGGUUGCACGGAGGAGUGCCAGGGCAAGAAGUGCCCCAAAUGUGAUGCUGCUGAGCGGAAGAAGGACAUUUUCACAAAGGGCUGCAGCCUUAUUACAGAUAAAAACGGUCCAUUUAAAGGAUGCCAUGCCAAAGUUAAUCCUACCCAGUUCUAUGAAGAUUGUGUAUAUGACAUGUGUAUGUAUGGUGGUCAUACUACAGCCCUCUGCAAUUCUCUUUCGGCCUACACAGCUGCAUGCCAAACGGCACUCACCAUUGUGGAGAAAUGGAGAAGUGAUACCUUCUGCCCUGCCGCUUGCAAAGCUAACAGCCACUAUGACGUGUGUGCUGCUGGAUGUCCCCAGACUUGCAGUGGCCUCGCUGAACCUAUCGCAUGCCAGGGUGCUCCUUGUGUGGAGGGCUGCGUAUGUGACAACGGCUUUGUCUUAAGCAAUGGUGAAUGUGUGGCAAUGGAGCAAUGCGGGUGCACCUAUGAAGACCAGUACUACCAUCUGGGCCAGAUCUUUUACCCCAAAGACCAGUGCAAUCACAGGUGCAUCUGUGGUGACCAGGGACGAGUCAAGUGCAAUGAAAGCUUCUCUUGUGGUCCUAAUGAACGGUGUGAGAUCCGUGGUGGGGUCAGGGCCUGCCAGCCUGAGGGCAAAGGAUCUUGCAUUGUAUCUGGCUCUGGUACCUACCACUCAUAUGAUGGCAACCAAAUCAAUGUGCCUGGGAACUGUGUGUACAGAAUGGUGGAGAUUAUCCAGAUUGGAGACCAGAAGCAGAUACCUUUCAGUGUAUCAGUGCAGCAACUGUCUUCUCUUGGCGAAGCCAUGAUCACAAGGAAAAUCGACAUUGUAGUAGCUACGUAUAAGAUCACACUGAUUCCUGGUCUUCUGUGGGAAAUAAGGGUGGACCAGAUCAAAGCAGUUCUCCCGCUUAUACUUGAAGGCAGCCUGGUGAAAGUCUACAAAAGUGGCUUCUUCAUUAUUUUGGAAACAAGCUUUGGACUGAAGGUGACUUAUGACACCAUGGCCAUGGCCAUAAUUGAAAUUCCAUCCACUUACAAAAAAGCUGUCCAAGGUCUCUGUGGCAACUAUAACGACAAAAAGGAAGAUGACUUCCUCUUGCCAAAUGGUAAGCAGGCUCUCUCAGCUGAGGAAUUUGUGCAAGGAUGGAUGUUGGUUCAGGAAGAAGUAAUCUGUCAAACAGGAUGUGGUUCCCGAUGCCCACAGCCUGACAAAGAGAGUCAAACAAAGGCCGAAAAUGCUUGUAAGAUUCUAAUUUUGGACAAAGGCCCAUUUGCUAAUUGCCAUUCCAAAGUUUCACCCACAACAUUUUAUGAUGCUUGUGUAAAGGACGCUACAUCACAUCCUGAAGAUAAGACCCUUGUUUGCCACCACAUCCAGAUAUAUGUGGCUCACUGCCAACAAGCUACUGUCUCCAUCAACAUCUGGAGGAAUGCAACCUUUUGUCCAAUGACUUGUCCUACCAGUUCUCACUAUGAGCUAUGUGCGGACACCUGCUCGUCCACUUGUGCCAGCCUUACUGUGUCACACACCUGCCCAGUGUGUCUGGAGGGAUGCCAGUGUGACGAAGGCUAUGUGUUUGAUGGAGGCGAGUGUAAGCCUGUAAGCGACUGUGGUUGUCUGGUAGACGGCAGAUACUACAAGUCUGGAGAGAUGUCAGUCUUGGGAGACUGUAAAGAGGUCUGUAGCUGCAAAGCUGGACAGUUUUCAUGUGAGCCAAUGCAAUGCAAAGAAGAUCAGGUCUGCCGCAACAAGGAUGGCAUUCCUUCAUGUGUGUAUGACCCGUGCAUCAAGAUGAACUGCCGCUUAAAAGAGGACUGUGUGGAGAAGGACCGUAAGGCGGUGUGCGUGCCCAAGUCUAUGGCCUCAUGCCGAGCUAUUGGAGACCCUCACUAUGAGACAUUCGAUGGCAGCCUGUUUUCUUUCCAGGGCACCUGCUCCUAUGUAUUGGUUAAGACAUCAGGUGAAGACAAAACCCUCACACCUUUUUCCAUCAUCAACAAGAACCAACUUGCCCUUGGAGCACGGGGUUCUUACAUGAAGUCAGCCAUCAUAAAGCUCCCAGGUCAUGAAAUUGUCAUCACUCAUGGUGAACGUAACAAACUGAUAAUUGAUGGUAAAAUAUCGUUUCUCCCUGUGAAUCUGAACUCUGGCAACAUCACGAUAACUCAGUCAGGUAUCACUGGAACCCUGAAGACAGACUUUGGCUUGGAGGUCACCUUUAACUGGGGUGAGUUCUUCAAGGUCACAGUGCCCAGCAGCUACUACAAAAACCUGGUGGGCAUGUGCGGAACCUAUAACAACGACCGAAGUGAUGACUUUGUCACACCAGCUGGAGAUCUUGUGCCGGACAUUGUAGAGUGGGCUGCAUCCUGGAGUGUUCCUGACAACGACCGUGCAUGCUGGCACUUCCCAGCCUGCACUGAACAAGAGAAGCAGCGCUACCGUGGCCCCGAGUACUGCGGCGUGCUUGUAGACAAAACAGGACCCUUCGCUAAGUGCAAUGAGACAGUCACGCUGGCCCAGUUUCCAAAUGACUGUCUCUUCUAUGCAUGUCUCACUCAUGGAAGCCGUGAGACUCACUGCAAAGCCCUUAACAGUUAUGUUAACUCCUGCAUGCUGGCUAAAACACCAGUCUCACCGCAGUGGAAGCAGAUUACUAAAUGUCCUUGAAUAAGACGAGCCUUUCUCCAGCAGAAAUGAUCUGAUCAAACGAAUUGGAGAGGGAGUCCGAGUCCUACAGUCAGUCAACUCUGAUUAUCUGAACUUAUCUUUUAUCUGAUUGAACAGCUAAUGCAAUUAAUCUGUUUAUCUGUUUGUUAGAUUAUGAUUUAUCUGUUUUUGUUUUUCUUGUUAUUAAAAGCUUGCAUCAGCAGUA
Molecule: messenger RNA, 5957 nt
Organism: Pygocentrus nattereri (red-bellied piranha)
Lineage: Eukaryota; Metazoa; Chordata; Actinopteri; Characiformes; Serrasalmidae
Product: IgGFc-binding protein-like
Exons: 15
Coding region: 53-5752 (1899 amino acids)
Source: RefSeq, a predicted model, not a curated record